Messenger RNA from Brassica oleracea var. oleracea, 1944 nucleotides. RefSeq names its product pumilio homolog 9-like. Gene Ontology annotation, molecular function: mRNA binding. Gene Ontology annotation, biological process: post-transcriptional regulation of gene expression. NCBI's taxonomy places the organism in Eukaryota, Viridiplantae, Streptophyta, Magnoliopsida, Brassicales, Brassicaceae. The record is from RefSeq and is a predicted model, not a curated record. The coding region runs from base 156 to 1787 and encodes 543 amino acids. The transcript is spliced from 5 exons. Gene Ontology annotation, cellular component: cytoplasm.
CUCUCUCCCCAUACCAUUUUCUGUUAUAUAUCACCAACCUGACCUCUCUCUCCGUAUUGUCCACUCUUGUUUUACUCUCUCUUUUCUCUCUCCAUUUUCUUCUUCAUCCUCUACCUCUCUGAAAUCGCUUUUUCUCUUCGCUUAUAUCGACGACCAUGUUUGAAGAAAACUAUAUGGGUUUCGAUGGAGCUUUUAGCAGAGGACGAGCUUCGGAUCGUCGCCUUCCUCCUCCUCGUGACUUUGGUGGGUUUCAACAGAGUCCCGACACAAACCCAUUUCUCAAGAGUUACGACAAGGUGGACACGAAGAGCGAUGAUGAUGUGAUGGGUUUGUGUAAAAAGCUCAACGGAAUGGGUAUCUCUUGCGACAUGAGUAUUUGGAGCAGACCCGGAUCGAUACGGGUCGACCCGGCUGAUUUUGGGUCUCGAAGAACUCUCCCUGAGUUUCCGGAUGGAGGAGCUUCACGGUUUCGUGGCGAUUACUCUCCUCCCCAAGCUUUUCUGCGAAACACCACCUCCUCUCAUGGAGUCUCUCCGGCAGAUCUUAGUUUCCUUGGCCUUCAAGACUCCUUUUACCCUAACGGACUGAGAGAGAUGAUGGCUCUUAAGAACCAAAGAGACGCUCUCUUGGAACAUAUGAACCGACCCAUCAAGCGUUCAUCUCCUUGUCUUGGAAACGAUGCGUUUCAUAGUUCGUUGAUGUUUGAGAGAAAUAGGGUUUCUCCGCAUGAUAGUCUCAGAGCCGUCUCUCUUGGAGGAGGAAGAAACAGGGCUUCUCUGUUACGCCAAGGCUCAUAUGGGAAGAUGAGAAGUGAUUUGCCUCUGGAUCUUGCCUCCAUGGUUAACAUCUACGGAUCUGUCAACUUGAUGGGCAAAGAUCAGAUCGGUUGUCGUUUUCUCCAGAAGCUGGUCGAUGAAGGACUGUUUGUUGACGCUCUAUUCCUCGAAAUCAUCAGCCACGUGGUUGAACUUUCCAUGGAUCCCUUCGGGAAUUACUUGGUUCAGAAGCUCUUAGACGCCUGCGAUGAGGAACAGAGAACGAUGAUGGUGAGUGUUUUGACCUCAAGACCAACGGAGCUUCUCAAAAUCUGUCUCAACAAUUAUGGGACACGGGUUGUUCAGAAGAUGAUCGAAACUGUGAAAACAAAACAGCAGAUUGGGAUGGUGAAGUCAGGUCUCAAACCAGGGUUUCUCUCCCUUGUUAAAGAUUUAAAUGGGAACCAUGUGAUUCAAACUUGCUUGACUACUCUAGGUCCUAGCGACACCAAGUUUGUUUUGGAAGCUGCUACCAAGUACUGCGCUGAGAUAGCAACUCAUCGCCACGGAUGCUGUGUGCUUCAAUGCUGCGUCUCAAACUCUGUUGGAGAGCAACGUGAGAGGCUCGUCAAUGAGAUAUCCAGGAACUCACUUCACCUUUCUCAGGAUCCUUUUGGGAACUAUGUAGUGCAGUAUCUAAUAGAGCAAAAAGUAUCUGCAUCGAAGUUACUGAUUCAGUUUAGAAUGCAUUACGCGGAGCUAGCGACUCAGAAAUUCAGUAGCCAUGUGAUGGAGAAAUGCCUUAGGAUAUAUCCAGAGGCUAGAGCUGAGAUUGUCCGUGAGCUUCUCUCUGUUCCAAACUUUGAACAUCUCCUGCAUGACCCUUUUGGAAACUACGUUAUUCAAACUGCUCUCUCAGUAACCAAGGGUCCUGUUCGUGCGAGCUUGGUGGAGAAAGUGCAUAGGUAUGGGAAACUGAAGUUUAGUCCUUAUUGCAAGAAGAUAUUCUCCAAGACCAUCUUGAAGAGCUGAUCAGCAAGGAUGUUGUUGUUUUUGUGUGUUUGAGAUCGGAUUAGGCCUUUUGAAAAGACACUACUUCCCCUUUUGCUUUUGAAGAAGUGACUCUGCUGAUUAAGUAGUAACAAAAAAUGUUGUUGUUUUGUGUUUCAAGAUCGGAUUAGGCCUUUAA